CAUGCCAAGAGAAACAAACAACGGAACAUCAACAAAGACCAGAGCGAGGUGACAGAAAAUCUAAAUUCUUAUUUAUUUUCUUAUAUACUUUUGGGAGCGACACAGCAAGACAAGUGGAAUCAGCCACUUAUAAGCUCACUGACUCAGUGGUCACGACGAAUGCAGCUGAGAGUGAAGGAUGGCAGGUGUUUUCGAUAUUGACCUGGGGUCGGACGACCUUAGCGAUGCAGAGGAUGACAUUUGUGACUUCACCGUAGCAGAGACAGACCCUGUUCAGACAGAAGAGAUAGAGCUGACCAGUGCCAUUGUCAACAGAGACAGUGAGAGGAUUGGACCAGACAGCUUUGAGCUGCUAAGUGUGCUGGGCAAGGGGGGCUACGGCAAGGUUUUCCAGGUACGGAAAGUGCAGGGUACACAGACGGGGAAGAUAUUCGCCAUGAAGGUUUUAAAGAAGGCGAAGAUAGUGUGCAACGCCAAGGACACGGCCCACACGCGUGCAGAGCGGGAGAUUCUGGAGACGGUGAGGCACCCCUUCAUCGUGGACCUGCUGUACGCCUUCCAGACCGGGGGUAAACUCUACCUCAUCCUGGAGUGUCUCAGUGGUGGAGAACUGUUCAUGCAGCUGGAGAAAGAAGGAAUCUUCAUGGAGGACACUGCCUGUUUUUAUCUGGGUGAGAUUGUGCUUGCUUUGGGACACCUCCACUCAAACGGAAUCAUCUACCGAGACCUGAAACCAGAGAAUAUCAUGCUGAACCACCAAGGACACAUCAAGCUGACUGACUUUGGCCUGUGUAAGGAGUCCAUUCAUGACGGCGCUGUCACGCACACCUUCUGUGGGACCAUAGAGUACAUGGCUCCAGAGAUUCUGACGCGUACAGGACACAACCGGGCGGUGGACUGGUGGAGUCUUGGAGCCCUGAUGUAUGACAUGAUGACGGGCUCGCCUCCGUUCACUGCUGAGAACAGGAAGAAGACCAUUGAUAAGAUCUUGAAGUGUAAAAUCAACCUACCGCCCUACCUCACACUGGACGCCCGAGAUAUGAUCAAAAAGCUGCUGAAGAAGAGUCCUUCUCAGAGGCUAGGCUCCAGUGCGGCAGACUGUAAAGACAUACAGAAGCAUCCCUUCUUCAGACACAUCAACUGGGACGACCUGCUGAAUAAGAGGUGUGAGCCGCCCUACAAGCCAUGCCUGCAGUCAGAUGAGGACGUGAGUCAGUUUGACACGAGGUUCACCAAGCAGACUCCGGUGGACAGUCCUGACGACUCCACAAUCAGCCACCAGCACGAACACGCCUUCGCUGGUUUUACCUAUGUGGCUCCCUCUGUGUUGGAGAGUCUGAAGGAGGGCUUCUCCUUUGAGCCACGGACACGUCCCGUACGCAGACACAACAGCAGCCCACGCACCCCCAUCAGUCCUCUCAAGUUCUCUCUCCCCGGGUCAUUCGCCAAGUCCACAGGAGGAUCAGGGGGAGGAGAGAGCGAGUCGGACCUUCUCUCCCAGACCUCGUUCCGUCUCCCGCCAACAACCCCGCCCACCGACAACGGCGCCACGCAGCCGAUCAGCACACCAGGCCGGAACAAGAAGCAGAAGUGUAACCGGAGAUGAACUGGAGUAAGCCGAGUCAGGAGGAGUCCGAACCUUUGGCCGCGUUCCAGGCCGACUACUUUGCAGACGUGCCGCGCGCAUCCGCCAAACGGCUGAUUACCACGUCAUCGACAGUUGGGUGCAGGCUGCUAUAUCAUACGAUGUGGUUAGCUGAUGUGUUUAACACCUAUCCAGGCGUUGUGACGUCUGGCAGACGACUGCUAGUCCGUCUGGAACGCGGCCGUUCUCAGGGGGCCUUGUGUUUCUCACAGGCUGGGUCCCAAACCCCCAUACUGCACACUCGCUCCCUUCCCCCUAUACCCUCAUUGACUCAUUCCUUUGAGGUCUGAAUGGGGGGUGAGCUUAGUUGAAGAUCUACAGGGCGUGCAGCUUUUUGUUCCAGUCGAGCACUAGCACCUGAUUCAGCUCCUGGUCUUGAUGAUUAGUUUAGUAGAAUCAGGUGUGUUGGUGCUGGGCUGGUGCCCACCUCCACCUACCAGGGUUGUGACUAGAGAGAGUACAGCUACAACCGGACGUGACUUUUCGUCGCAGGUUAGGAGAGCAAUUGAGCUAAUCCUAACCCUUUUCUUAACCUUAAUUCCUAACCUGCCACGUUAAUGAUCCUAACCUGCUGCAUAAAUGUCACUUUCAGUCGUAGCUGUACUCCCUCUAGUCAGAAUCACCUACCAAGGGUGGGGUCAAUAUCUGUUUACUUCCUGUUUACUUCCUACCCCAACCUUUCCUACGCUACCAGAGGACCAGCCACAGCUUUUACAUGUCCAGUUGCCACAGAGCCACAAAGGGAAGUCAACAAGGGUUUAGGGAACAGGUUGGGUUAUCAGUUUGGGAUCCAGCCACUUCACUUGACAUUUUUCUCAACUUGCCACAUAAGCAAAGAGAACACCAACUACUGCCAAAGCAUUUGACAUUGCCGUUAUCAAAAUGUUAAAAGGUUGACUUUGGGCAGAAAUAACAGCUUUAAACUGUAUUACUGAUCGAUGUGCCAUCAUACCAGGUUAUUUAAUGCUUUAAAAAAAAAAAAAAUGAAUUUGAUGAAUAAGAUAUUUGACUAUAGCUGUGCCAUUUCUUACUGAUCUCUACAGUUUCCGGCCACAUUCAAAUCAUGUGAAAUGAUGUCCACAUGUACUGGAAGAGUUACCGGCUAGCGUAGCUUGUAAAGUGGUUGUUCCACUGGAUAUCAUAAGGUGAAUGCACCAAUUUGUAAGUCGCUCUGGAUAAGAGCGUCUGCUAAAUGACUUACAUGUAAUGUAAAUGUAGCUAAUGAACUAGCAACGUUGGUUGCGGCACGCCUGACCACAAUACCACAAUAACACAAUGAACCACCAAAGGCACGGCCCAUUUCUGUUUGAAAAUUGAGAAAUAGGCAGAGUUGGACCGUAUUUCACGCCGAGUCGACCUUUAAAUUGUUGAUUUUUAGACUAGUGAUCAUUGUCAUAACGCAGGAAUGAAAGUAUUGAAUGACGCACAUUUCUAAAAACACUGUAUAAAAUACUCUGCUUAAGAUAAUCAAAAAUACUCAUCUUUUUAGUAUUUUAAAGAUUAUGAAAACGACCGCAUUUGUAUUACAGCUGUAAAGCAAUCCGACUCAUUUGAGUCCUAUGUGUCUGAAGCGAUGUUGAAUUAUCCUUUUAUUUUUUAACAAGCACUCAUACCAUAACAUUACUCAUAUCAUGUAGAACCAUAGAUCUACAGAGUUCUAGCAGACUGUUGUACAUGUGGGCAGGCCUGGGUUCAAAUAGUAUUUGUUUUCUUCCUUGAGCCAAAGUUUCACUUGAUUGAGCUUGUCUGGCGCAAUGGGACCAAUGGAAUAGUCCAAACGCCAUCCAUCUGGCUCUCCAGUCAGGCUCUAUCAAAUGAUCAAAGAAAAUUGAUACUGUUUUGAUUUUGAACCCAGGUCUGGUGCCAACAUGGCACCCAUUCACAUUCUUCAACUGAAACAGUUUGCCGAACUCUGUUUAUCCGUGGCUCUUUCAUCAACCAUCCUGUCAUACUAUUGUGAGAACUAGCUUUGGAAGACGAGACCUCUGUAUCAUUGAAAGUCAUAUUUGGGUCUGGGGAGGGAAAUAAUAUUUACACGUAUUUCAUUUAAAAAUAGUAUUAUUUAAUGGACUGAUGACAUGUUCUGGAUCUAAGUGGAAUGUUUUUAUCAGGUUUUUAUUUCCUGCGGCUAAUGUGGUCGUGAGGAAGAUAGGGUUGUAGAAUCCUGAAGAAUAAAAGUGUUGAAUGUCUGGA
This is a messenger RNA of Salvelinus namaycush (lake trout), 3838 nucleotides long. RefSeq names its product ribosomal protein S6 kinase beta-2-like. Lineage: Eukaryota; Metazoa; Chordata; Actinopteri; Salmoniformes; Salmonidae. The transcript has 16 exons. Gene Ontology annotation, biological process: signal transduction; protein phosphorylation. The record is from RefSeq and is a predicted model, not a curated record. Gene Ontology annotation, molecular function: ATP binding; protein serine/threonine kinase activity. The coding region runs from base 179 to 1606 and encodes 475 amino acids.